This is a messenger RNA of Xyrauchen texanus (razorback sucker), 3748 nucleotides long. RefSeq names its product lipid scramblase CLPTM1L-like. The record is from RefSeq and is a predicted model, not a curated record. The transcript has 17 exons. Bases 349 to 1965 code for a protein of 538 amino acids. Gene Ontology annotation, cellular component: membrane; endomembrane system. NCBI's taxonomy places the organism in Eukaryota, Metazoa, Chordata, Actinopteri, Cypriniformes, Catostomidae.
GUGAAUGCCGAAAACAUUGAAACAUUGAAACAUCACGCCUAAAGUGAUCAGAGGGAGACAUUAAAAUGAUUUAACAAUUGUUUAUUUCACCAUGAGGACUUUAAACUGGAUAUAUGAGGAUGCUGGAGUGAAAACCGGAUAAAAUACCAGGAAAAACAGACUGGAGACGAUAAAUGAUGCAGAUGUGCGGAUUUAAUGUGACGUGUGUUAGUGGCUGUUCAUCAGGACUGAUUGAUUUUCUGCUUUUUCAUUCAUUUAUUCGGCAUAAAGCGACUAAACGGCAUGUCUAUGUGCAGUAUUUACCCAUGUGAUUCCUUUAAAGCGGUUUACUGUGAUUAAUACAGUAAAAUGUUUCCUAAAACCUCUUUCACGAGUAUCAUAGUGGGGGUGUUCCUGCUGUAUGUGCUGCACACAUGUUGGGUCAUGUAUGGGAUAGUUUACACGAAACCAUGUGAAAAUCCCAAAAGUGACAGCUGUAUUACACCACACCUGGCUGGGAAACCUCGACUGCAGCUGAGCGUCUACACCACCGUGAGACCGAAUGCUGAUGGUGGACACAGUUUGAUACACCGAGAAGAAGAAUUUGAUGUGAAUACCAGAUUUGAAAGGUCAGUAAAUGUGUCUCUUCCGAAGAAGACGCGCAAAAAUGGGACGCUGUACGCCAUGGUGUUCCUGCACCAGGCGGGGAUGAAUCCAUGGCAGGAUCCACAUCAGGUGCAUUUGGUCACACAUCUGACGACUUACAUGCUGCCGAAACCACCAGAGAUCAGUCUGAUCACAGGCCAGGACGACCCGCAGAAACCAGAUCAGCAAAAACCAGGUGCCGACUCGGAGCUGUACCGGCCCGUUUCUCACUGGCGCUCCCGUCUGACCCUGAACGUGGUGUCCGAGAACUUCCUGUUUGAUCGUGAGGUGCUGCCUGGAGACGUUCAUCGAUACAUGAGAGUAUAUCAGAAUGGGAAGAAGAUGGUUUACCUGCCGCUGCUGUUUGUAGAUGAACUCAGCAACCGAGUGAAAGAUUUAAUGGAGAUCAACAGCAGCACCACUGAACUGCCUCUGACCAUCUCGUACGACUCCAUCUCUCUGGGAAAACUGCGAUUCUGGAUCCACAUGCAGGACGCCGUUUAUUCACUGCAGCAGUUUGGCUUCACUGAAAAGGAUGCAGAUGAAAUCAAGGGAAUAUUUGUGGACACUAAUCUGUAUUUCCUGGCUCUCACCUUCUUCGUGGCCGCUUUCCAUCUUUUGUUUGAUUUCUUAGCAUUUAAAAAUGACAUCAGUUUCUGGAAAGAGAAGAAGAGUAUGGUCGGGAUGUCGAGCAAAGCAGUGUUGUGGAGAUGUUUCAGCACCAUCAUGAUCUUCCUCUAUCUUCUGGACGAGCAGACCAGUCUUCUGGUUCUGGUUCCGGCUGGAGUCGGGUCUUUAAUAGAGGUGUGGAAAGUGAAAAAAGCCUUUAAGAUUCACAUCGUGUGGAGGCGUUUCACUCCCAUAUUCCUGUUUGGGAAGUCUGACGAGUUGGAGAAACAAACAGAGAAAUAUGACACACUGGCGAUGAGGUAUCUGUCGUAUCUGCUGUACCCGCUGUGUGUCGGUGGCGCGGUGUACUCGCUUGUGUUUGUGAAGUACAAGAGCUGGUACUCGUGGCUUAUUAACAGUUUAGUCAACGGGGUGUACGCCUUUGGAUUCCUCUUCAUGCUCCCUCAACUCUUUGUAAAUUUCAAGCUCAAGUCAGUGGCUCAUCUCCCCUGGAAAGCCUUCAUGUACAAGGCUUUUAAUACUUUUAUCGACGAUGUCUUUGCUUUCAUCAUCACCAUGCCGACGUCACAUCGGUUAGCGUGCUUCAGGGAUGAUGUCGUGUUCCUCAUAUACCUGUAUCAAAGAUGGCUGUACCCGGUGGACAGGACAAGAAUGAACGAGUACGGCGUAUCUUACGACGAAAAGCCGAAAGGAAAGUCCCAUAAAGAUUAACAUCACUACAAAAGCACAGCGUUGCCGUGGCAACAGCGGUCUGAUUCAAAAACAUGACUUGAGCAUUGACCAGCUACUCGCGGUUAACUCGAGACACCGUUUGAUUGGUUGAGUUAUAGGAAAGAAGAACUAUGAAGAGCUUAUUGUGAUAUUACAGAAUGUAUUUUUGAUGGGACCUUUAAAUCAGUCUCAAAUAGUGUUUUGACCAUUACAUAAGAUCAUAUCACAACGGUGCCAAAGGACCAGAGUUUCCGAUUAAUUAUGUUUUGAAUAGAUUAAUUUUAGCUUCAUGACUGACGUUUGUGUGUUCAGGGAGAUUGAUGUGUAUGUGUGUUUUGUGUUCCUUAUUCCAUUAAAGUGUUUCUGUGAUUGAACUGAUUAAUUACAGAGACUUUAAUUACACUGCCUUCAUUCAUCGAUGAUCUGAUGCUCUUUUUGCAAAGGCCUCGUGCUGAACUGAGACGAUUAUUUUUCGGACAGUUUUCCCGGGUUUCUCCACUCUUUCCCAGCAGUGAUAGACGAGUGACAGAACAGACUAAAUGGAUUGAUUUUUUCCUUUAAUGAAAAGAAAAGCAGGUACAUCUCAGACCAACAUAUAAAUUCAGGCUGCUGUCAUAUAUCCCAUGAAACUGCCCUAAUACAGCCUUUAUACUGCAGGUGUGUGUCUGUUCUCUUUAAUGACCUGGAAAAAAUAAUUAUGUCAAAAUAUAUAUAUAAAUAUACACACACAGUACUGUGCAAAAUAUUAGGCACAUAAGAUGUUUCACAAAAGCAUUUGUCUUUAAGUUGGUUAUUUAUAUCUUCAGAUUUAGUGUGUCAAUAGGAAAUAUAAAUGUUAGACUCGCAAAACAUUACAUUUGCAAAUAGAAAGAUUAGAAUAGAAGAACAGGGAGCCCUGCUGACACACACACAGAGCCCCCACUGAACAUCGGGUCAGUCUGAGAUUACAUGAAGAGACAGAAGAAAUUAAGAAGUAAUUGAGACAGCCGAAAUAGACAGAAGAACUGUGGUGAAUUCUCCAAGAAGCUUAAACAUCCUGUCUGUCAACAGCCAAGACAAACUGUGUCCAGGUGUAUCUAGGAGAAUUGGGGCUGUUUUAAAGGCAAAGGUGGUCACACCAAAUACUGAUUUAGCUUUUUUAUGUUUAUUGGACUUUGUAUGACAUUAAGUGAUAAAUAAAAACUAUUUAUGUCAUUAUUUUUUUAAGAAAUCCUCUCUUUGUAAGUUUUUCACAAGUGCCUAAAACGUUUGCACAGUCCUGUUUGUGUGUGUGUGUAUAUAUAUAUAUAUAUAUAUAUAUAUAUAUGAGUAUUCAUUUUUGUAAUAAAUAUAUAAAUAAAUCUAUACAGUUUAACAUGUUUCUGCCCUUGCUAAAUGGAGAAUUUCUCAUUUUUUCCAAGUCAUUUUUAUUUUGUGUAGCACAUUUCACAACACAUCAUUUCAGAGCAGUUUUACAGGAAAUCAUGCUUUAACAAGAUAAAACUGUAAUAUCUAUAAUGUCUAUGAGCGAUCAUUGUAUAGUUUGAUUACAUAUGAUUGUAAAUUGUGUAUAAAAAUUCAAUAAUUGUAUUUAUAACACCAGUGAGCUGAAAGCGACUGUGGCAAGGAACACAAAACUCCAUAAGAUGUGGAUUAAUGGAGAAAAAUAACCUUGGGGGGAAACCAGACUCACUGUGGGGGCCAGUUCCCCUCUGACUAACCCUAAACCAGACUCACUGUGGGUGCCAGUUCCCCUCUGACUAACAUCAUGAAUAUAAUGUAAAUAUUACUUAUGUAUUGUUAA